Messenger RNA from Thermothielavioides terrestris NRRL 8126, 600 nucleotides. RefSeq lists its product as uncharacterized. The record is from RefSeq and is a predicted model, not a curated record. The coding region runs from base 1 to 600 and encodes 199 amino acids. NCBI's taxonomy places the organism in Eukaryota, Fungi, Ascomycota, Sordariomycetes, Sordariales, Chaetomiaceae. The transcript has a single exon.
AUGACGAUGGAAGUGGACAGCAUCGCCUCCACGCUCGCGAUCGUCGGGAGCCCGCCGGCAUCGUCGAUGGACGUGGACGGCACCGUCUCCACGUUCGAGAUCGUCGGGAGCCCGACGACAUCGAUGGACGUGGACACCCCCGUCGCUCCUCCCGGCUCCCCUCCCCGCCGCCUCCCCGACCACGUCUCCGGCCGGAUCGGCCUGCCCCGCGUCCCCCCCCACCGCAUCGACCUGCAGCCCCUUCGCGGCUGCCUCAAGACGCCCGGCAAGCGAAGGGCCGGCUGGUUCUUCACCAGGUUCGCCCCCGACGCCCGGUGCGUCAUCACGGGGAACGUGGUCCCGGCCCACCUCCGUGACCGCGCCGAGUGGGCGGCGGCGAUCCUCAGCCGCAUCGAGCGGCGCCGGGCGAUGCAGGCCCUGGGAGACCGGGACCGCCAGGAGCCCCCCGUCGAGUGGGAGCCCUCAUCGUGCGACGAGCCGAUGACGGGCGUGAGCGAGGAGGACGACGCCCUCGCGAUGCGGUCCCGCGCGGAGGAGGCCGAGCUGGACCGCCGGCUCGAGCUGGCGGCCCUGAUCGCCAUCGCGAACUCGGCGAGGUGA